AUGAUGCCUUUGGCAUUGCUUGAGAGUUUUGAUCUGAAGGGUCUGCUGCUCUUUCUUCUUGUAUUCUUGUUAGUCCUGGACUACCUAAAGAACAAGCCUCCACUGAACUUUCCACCUGGACCCUUCGCCGUACCAUUCCUGGGAAACAUUUUUAACAUCAACUUCAAAGAGCCACAUAUUUACUUAACCAAGCUGGGCAAGACCUACAAUAAUAUCUUCUCCAUGCAAAUUGGGCGACAAAAGUCAGUCUUUCUCACUGGUUAUAAAAUGGUGAAGGAGGCGCUGGUGAACCAGGCUGAGAACUUUGCAGAUAGGCCUUACAGCCCCCUUGCUGUGAGGAUAUACUCAGGCAAUGUUGGACUGUUUUCCAGCAAUGGGGAAACGUGGAAGAAGCAAAGGCGCUUUGCAUUGUCCACACUGAAGAAUUUUGGGCUGGGGAAGAAGACCAUGGAGCUGGCCAUCUGUGAGGAGAGCCGAUUUCUGCAGGACGAAAUGGACAGACAGAAAGGAGAGGCUUUUGAUCCUACGGAACUUUUCAACAAUGCUGUCUCUAACAUCAUCUGCCAGUUGGUGUUCGGCCAGAGAUUUGAUUACAAUGAUCACGAUUUCCGGCUCAUGCUGAGAUACAUAUCUGAAGCAAUUCAGCUAGAGGGCUCCAUGUGGGGAUGGUUUUAUGAAUCGUUUCCUGCCAUUAUGAAGCAUCUGCCUGGACGACACAACGUCCUUUUUAGAAACUAUGAAUUCGUUUCUAAAUUCAUAAGAAAGAACCUGGACAAACACAAAGCAGACCUGGACUCCUCCAACCCUCAGUGCUACAUGGACAGCUUCCUAAUUGAGAAAGAGAACUCUCAUGGUCCAGCUGAAGGUUUUACUGAAGACAAUCUGGUUUGUUGCACACUAGACCUGUUUACUGCAGGGACUGAAACCACUUCCACGACACUGCGCUGGGCCCUUCUCUACCUUAUCAAACAUCCGGAGAUACAGGAUAAGGUGCAGGAAGAGAUAGAUAGAGUGAUUGGACAGACACGCCUGCCCUGCAUGGCCGACAGACCAAACUUGCCCUACACUGAAGCUGUCCUCCAUGAGGUCCAGAGGAGAGGAGACAUUGUGCCCCUGAAUGGAGCAAGAAUGGCCGGGAAGGACACAACACUUGCAGGAUACUUCAUUCCAAAAGGAACUAUGCUGAUGCCGAUACUUCACUCUGUUUUGUUUGAUGAAACUGAGUGGGAGACACCCAAUAGCUUCAAUCCUGAGCACUUCCUCGAUAAAGAGGGGAAGUUUGUGAGGAGAGAUGCAUUCCUGCCAUUCUCCGCAGGGAAGAGAGUGUGUCUUGGGGAACAGCUCGCGAAGAUGGAGCUCUUCUUGUUCUUCGUCGGCCUUUUCCAGAAGUUCCGCUUCUCCGCAGUGGAAGGGGCGCAGCUCAGCACGGAGGGAGUUGUAGGAGUCACGCUCACUCCUCAGCCUUUUAAAAUCUAUGCAAAGGCACGAUGAAAACACGUCAUUGCAUUGCAUUGAAAACAGUUCAUGUGCAUGUAACCAAAUACUUUUGGAACUCUAUAUAUUUAUAUAUAUAUACACAGUACUGCUUGAAAGUUUUAGGCAUCUAAGCAAAUUUUUAAAUGCUUUACCUCAGCAGUGAGUUUAUCACAAAGUAUAUUAGA
Molecule: messenger RNA, 1661 nt
Organism: Pygocentrus nattereri (red-bellied piranha)
Lineage: Eukaryota; Metazoa; Chordata; Actinopteri; Characiformes; Serrasalmidae
Product: cytochrome P450 2J6
Exons: 9
Coding region: 1-1491 (496 amino acids)
Biological process (GO): xenobiotic metabolic process
Cellular component (GO): intracellular membrane-bounded organelle; cytoplasm
Molecular function (GO): oxidoreductase activity, acting on paired donors, with incorporation or reduction of molecular oxygen, reduced flavin or flavoprotein as one donor, and incorporation of one atom of oxygen; iron ion binding; heme binding
Source: RefSeq, a predicted model, not a curated record